AUGGCACCCUCAAUACUUCAAUCAGGUUCUGUGACUUCACCUGCCCCCUUGAUUCAACGCAACAAUCGUAAUAGUUUGUUUCGAAUAUCCAGUAUACCCUCAUAUUCAAUACUUGUAGCCGCUACUGAAAUACCUCAUUUGACAAAUUGUAAAUAUUCCGAAAAUAAUGACAUCGAUAUCGACGAUGAACGAAUAUUUUUGGAAAAAAAAGUGCAUCCAAGUCAAGAGGAUGUUAGGAUGUUCGAAAAAAUAGCAGAGAAAUUGGGAAGCCCUGCGUUUGAGGCAUUCUUGAAUCAAAGGGUGUCACUUACUACCGAACAGAUGAAUAAAAUUGAAAUUGCGAGGUUACAGGCUAAUGUUGAGAAAUUACCACCAAGAUAUCCUUCUCAGGAUUCAUAUUUACGCAAAGACAUCCACAAUCUAUAUUUCACCAGUCUCCACACCAGCCUUAACCGACUCGAAAAUCCCUCGUUUCAGCAACAACGUUAUUGCAUGUCCAAUGAAAAAGAAGAAACUCUUUACGCCCAGAGAAUUUUCAAACGAGUGAGCCGCGCACUGAAGUUACGAAUGGUAUCUCAAGAUGCUGAUCUUAUAUCAUCAGAACAGAAGAAAGAAAUCCGAUUCAAAGAAGUAGAGGAAAACUUGAAUCAACUGGUAGACAGAUUUCCAAGGUUUGAUAAUCAGCGGGUAGUAUUUAGGAAUGCAACUAGCGUUGACGUCAAAUAA
Messenger RNA from Acaulospora morrowiae, 726 nucleotides. Lineage: Eukaryota; Fungi; Glomeromycota; Glomeromycetes; Diversisporales; Acaulosporaceae. The record is from the annotation of a GenBank genome assembly.